Messenger RNA from Panicum virgatum (switchgrass), 923 nucleotides. Its product is annotated as flowering-promoting factor 1-like protein 2. Gene Ontology annotation, biological process: regulation of flower development. The transcript has a single exon. The coding region runs from base 78 to 419 and encodes 113 amino acids. NCBI's taxonomy places the organism in Eukaryota, Viridiplantae, Streptophyta, Magnoliopsida, Poales, Poaceae. The record is from RefSeq and is a predicted model, not a curated record.
CAGCACACCCUCCUCCGCAUCCCAACCCCCGCCGGCCGGCCGCCGCCUGCAAAUUACAAGACAGCCAGCAGAGAAGCAUGUCGGGCGUGUGGGUGUUCCGGAACGGCGUGGUGCGGCUGGUGGAGAACCCGACGUCGGGGGCGGCGGCGGCGGCGUCGGGGAAGCGCAAGGCGCUGCUGCACACGCCGUCCGGGGAGGUGGUCUCCUCCUACGCCUCGCUGGAGCGCAAGCUGGCGGCGCUGGGGUGGGAGCGCUACUACGCCGGCGGCGGCUGCGGCGACGGGAUGCUGCUGCAGUACCACAAGCGCACCUCCGUGGACCUCAUCUCGCUGCCCAAGGACUUCGCCCACUUCGGCUCCGUCCACAUGUACGACAUCGUCAUCAAGAACCGCGACGCCUUCCGCGUCAUCGACGCCUAGGAUCGAUGAUGAUGCCCAUAUAGCUACUACUUCUUGCUGCUCGCUUGAUCGCUCGCUUGCAUCAUCAUCAUCUUCAUCGUCGGUCAUCGAGCUAGCCUUCUUGCAUCUACAUAUCUAAUUAAGCUAGUGUGUACGUCUGAUCGAUAGAUCAUCAGUUUGUACGUUCGUUCGUACAUAUGUAUGCAAUCUUUCACGUAUACGUGUAGUGUACGCGCGCGGCUUGCCGACGUAUAUUUGUACGCGCCUGCAUAUAGGGAGUAGUCAUUGAUUUGGUUGCCGUGGUCUCCUCCUACGCGUGUGCAUCCAGUAUGGUAUGUAGUAGUACUGAGUUUUUUUUUUGUUUUCAAAAUAUAAGUAUUACUGAGUUUUCAGUGGUUGUUUUCUUUUUCCCUGCCUUGCAUCUCAUCGUGCGUGCAAGUGUCGACUGAACCUACGUGUGGAAUCAUCCGUUCUUGCGAUGUUUCUUUGUCACCUUUCAAUUUUUCUAUAAAAAAAAGAGUGUUU